Molecule: messenger RNA, 606 nt
Organism: Quercus robur (English oak)
Lineage: Eukaryota; Viridiplantae; Streptophyta; Magnoliopsida; Fagales; Fagaceae
Product: transcription factor CPC-like
Exons: 3
Coding region: 135-368 (77 amino acids)
Biological process (GO): cell differentiation
Cellular component (GO): nucleus
Molecular function (GO): transcription cis-regulatory region binding
Source: RefSeq, a predicted model, not a curated record
CAACCCAUCAAAGUUGAUAACUACCAGUCUUUAUGCUCUCAUUUCUCAACUACCAAUCAUCAUUAUAUAUACCAUAAUUUUAUGUUCCAUCCCAUAAUGAAUUUCUGCCGCUUGACUCAUCUUUGUGGAGACUAAUGGGAGACUUAGCUCAGACCACUAAUGAUAAUAAUGAAGAAACCAAAGAGGAAAAUAAACAGGAACAGGAUUCCAAGCUGGAAUUCUCUGAAGAUGAAGUCUCACUCAUUGCUAAGAUGUUUAGAUUGGUUGGAGAAAGGUGGUCUCUAAUUGCUGGGAGGAUUCCUGGAAGAACAGCAGAAGAAAUUGAGAAGUACUGGACUACAAAGCAUUCAGCUUCAAGUGAAAGAUGACUGAAAAUAAUUCAAAUGCUGCUAUGGUUGAUUAGCUUUGAUUGUUUAUUGUAAAUGAUGUCUAGGUGUGGGAUAUAAGUAUAAAAAUUGUUAUUAUAUGUUAGUUGCUUUCUAUGAUAUUAUUGAUUUAUGUAAUUAUAUUAGCUAGUGUAAUCAGUAAAGCAACGAUGCAUGGUGAAUGUUUCUGCAAAUUGCGAAGUGCUUGACAUGUAAUAAGAAUCAACUUUCUCUUCUUCUA